ACUUCCUGUCUGUCGCAGGCUUGUGACGAAAAUGGGGAGGGGAGAGAAGCUUUGUAAAAACAACAGCUUCGCCUUUCCACCUUGCUGGGUUUCCUGGUUCCCCCUAGAAAGCGGGUCCGACCAUCGGCUCCUCCUGCAAUGAUGCAUCGACGGGGGGUUGGAGCUGGGGCCAUUGCCAAAAAGAAGCUGGCGGAGGCCAAAUACAAGGAACGGGGGACCGUUUUGGCAGAAGACCAGUUAGCUCAGAUGUCCAAGCAGCUGGACACAUUUAAAACUAACCUCGAAGAGUUUGCCAGCAAACACAAACAAGAGAUCCGUAAAAACCCGCAGUUCAGAGUCCAGUUCCAGGACAUGUGUGCAACAAUCGGCGUGGAUCCACUCGCCUCCGGUAAAGGAUUCUGGUCUGAAAUGUUAGGUGUUGGGGAUUUUUACUAUGAGCUAGGGGUCCAGAUUAUAGAAGUCUGUCUCGCUCUGAAGCACAGGAACGGAGGAUUAAUAACCCUGGAGGAGCUCCAACAGCAAGUGCUGAAAGGCCGAGGAAAGUUCGCUCAAGACGUCAGCCAAGAUGACCUCAUCCGAGCGAUUAAGAAGCUCAAAGUUCUCGGCAACGGCUUUGGGAUCCUUCCUGUUGGCGGAACCUACCUGAUCCAGUCUGUGCCUGCUGAACUGAACAUGGACCACACUGUCGUGAUACAGCUUGCUGAGAAAAAGGGGUACGUGACCAUCAGCGAAAUCCAGUCUAGUUUGAAAUGGGAAGCUCAGCGGGCCAAACAGGUGCUGGACCACUUGUUGAAAGAAGGCAUGGCCUGGCUGGACACACAAGCCCCAACAGAAGCCCAGUACUGGCUCCCAGCCCUCUUCACGGAACUUUACUCUCAGGAAAUCACGCCAGAAGAAGCUAAAGAAGCUUUGCCCUGAGGACCCAGGAAGGAGACAGAAUUACCUGAGCUUCAUUUCAUGGAGCUGGUGCUACUGUUGGUUGGUUAACCAUACAAAACAGCAACAAAAUACUGAGUUGUAUCUAACUCCUUGUAAAAAUUAAAGGGGAAAGGGCCUUGUUAAGAA
Heteronotia binoei (common prickly gecko) is the source of this 1065-nucleotide messenger RNA. It is a transcript of the gene SNF8, whose product is annotated as SNF8 subunit of ESCRT-II. The transcript is spliced from 8 exons. Lineage: Eukaryota; Metazoa; Chordata; Lepidosauria; Squamata; Gekkonidae. The record is from RefSeq and is a predicted model, not a curated record. Gene Ontology annotation, biological process: protein transport to vacuole involved in ubiquitin-dependent protein catabolic process via the multivesicular body sorting pathway. Gene Ontology annotation, cellular component: ESCRT II complex. Bases 139 to 918 code for a protein of 259 amino acids.